AUGUUCUUCUCUUUUGUGGCCGUGAGCUCGCUCUUGAGCGUUGUUUCUGCUGCUGUUCUAUGGGAUGGAAGGUUCAGUUCGAGUUCCUUGGCCACGAUUGGAAGCUGGAGUUGGUCAAAUCAACAAGGACCGUACCAGUAUUAUAUCCAUGGAUCUGGAGCCAUCUCGAAAUAUCUUUCGACUUCGGCAUCAUACAAGAAUCCUGCGGCCAAGGACGAUGUGGGGUUGAAACUCACAAUCGACAGCACGGCGAAAUGGAACAGCGACAUGCUGAGGACGGAAUUGAUCCCUCAAACAACAGCCGCAAUUAACAAAGGCUUGGUUUACUACCAUUUCAGCAUUAUGCACUCUUCGACAAAUCCUCCAAGUGCAAAUGAGGAGCACCAAGUAUGCUUCUUCGAAUCUCACUUCACCGAGCUGAAAUUCGGCUGGAUCAACGGCAAUGCUGCUAGCACACCAGACCCCGCUCUGAGGUGGGAAGUAGGAGGGCAAUCCAAAUGGAACACGAACUUCACUGCUGAUGUCUGGCAUAAUGUUGCAUACGAAAUUGACUUUAGUGGUGGAAAGGUAUCUUUCUAUCACUCGACAGGAGCCGAUCCUUUGACAUUGACUGCGGGACCAGUCACAGCGAGUGCUUCUUCUAACGGAGAAGAUUGGCAUCUUGGUGUCUUGAGGCUGCCUCGUUCUGGAUAUACCGACAAUACACCAGAGGAUUGGUAUUUCAGUGGAGUGUACAUCGAGAGUGGAACUCUGACGACCUCUGUUGCUGGAGCAUGA
This is a messenger RNA of Mollisia scopiformis, 777 nucleotides long. RefSeq lists its product as uncharacterized. NCBI's taxonomy places the organism in Eukaryota, Fungi, Ascomycota, Leotiomycetes, Helotiales, Mollisiaceae. The transcript has 7 exons. The record is from RefSeq and is a predicted model, not a curated record. The coding region runs from base 1 to 777 and encodes 258 amino acids.